Molecule: messenger RNA, 2974 nt
Organism: Neltuma alba
Lineage: Eukaryota; Viridiplantae; Streptophyta; Magnoliopsida; Fabales; Fabaceae
Product: ribonucleoside-diphosphate reductase large subunit
Exons: 17
Coding region: 199-2637 (812 amino acids)
Biological process (GO): deoxyribonucleotide biosynthetic process
Cellular component (GO): ribonucleoside-diphosphate reductase complex
Molecular function (GO): ribonucleoside-diphosphate reductase activity, thioredoxin disulfide as acceptor; ATP binding
Source: RefSeq, a predicted model, not a curated record
GCACGGCUCCUCCAAUUCGAAACCACGGACAAUCUGGCGGGAAAAUGUCAAAUUGCAAACUUCCACAGGAAGCUUAAUCAAUUAGUCAACCCUAAUUUCCAAAUUUGAAACCCACGCCUCACCCGCCAUUAUCUACUAUAUAUUGGGGCCUAAUCUGAUCACUUCUUCAGAGAAACGCUUAUCUGCGGUUUGUGAAAGAUGUACGUCGUGAAGAGAGAUGGGCGUCAAGAAGCAGUCCAUUUCGAUAAGAUAACCGCCCGAUUGAAGAAGCUCAGUUAUGGACUGAGCACCGAGCACUGUGAUCCCGUCAUGGUGGCGCAAAAAGUAUGUGCUGGUGUCUAUACGGGUGUAACCACUAGCCAACUGGAUGAAUUGGCUGCUGAAACGGCCGCUGCGAUGACUGCCAAUCACCCUGACUACGCUUGUUUGGCUGCUAGGAUUGCCGUUUCUAAUCUCCACAAGAACACUCAAAAGUCAUUUUCAGAGACGGUCAAAGUCAUGUAUAGUCAUUUCAAUGAGAGAUCUGGUUUGAAGGCUCCUCUUAUAGCUGAUGAUGUCUAUGAAUUAAUUAUGAAGAAUGCUGCUCGUUUAGACAGUGAGAUUAUCUAUGACAGAGACUUUGACUAUGAUUAUUUUGGUUUCAAAACCCUUGAGAGGUCCUAUCUACUAAAGGUUCAAGGGAAGGUUGUGGAAAGGCCUCAGCACAUGCUGAUGAGGGUAGCUGUUGGAAUUCACAAGGAUGACAUAGAGUCUGCUGUCCGAACAUACCAUUUGAUGUCUCAGCGAUCGUUUACUCAUGCAUCUCCUACUCUUUUCAAUGCUGGAACUCCAAGACCUCAAUUGAGUAGUUGCUUCCUUCUGUGCAUGAAAGAUGAUAGCAUAGAAGGUAUAUUUGAUACUUUGACAGAGUGUGCUGUCAUCAGCAAGUCAGCUGGAGGAAUUGGGCUCUCUGUUCACAAUAUUCGAGCCACAGGCAGUUAUAUUCGUGGAACUAAUGGGACAUCCAAUGGUAUUGUUCCUAUGCUUCGUGUGUUCAAUGAUACUGCUCGUUAUGUUGAUCAAGGGGGAGGCAAGAGGAAAGGUGCAUUUGCUGUGUACCUGGAGCCAUGGCAUGCUGAUAUAUUUGAGUUUUUGGAGUUACGAAAAAAUCAUGGAAAGGAAGAGCACCGUGCUCGAGAUUUGUUCUAUGCUCUAUGGGUACCUGAUCUCUUCAUGGAAAGAGUUCAGAGUAAUGGACAAUGGUCAUUGUUUUGUCCCAAUGAAGCACCCGGUUUGGCAGAUUGCUGGGGUGAAGAAUUUGAGAAGCUAUAUCUUGAUUAUGAAAGAAAGGGAAAAGCAAAAAAGGUUGUUCAGGCUCAGAAUCUCUGGUUUGAAAUCCUAAAAUCCCAAAUUGAAACUGGAACCCCUUAUAUGCUUUUUAAGGACUCCUGCAAUAGGAAAAGUAACCAGCAAAAUCUAGGGACAAUUAAGUCUUCAAACUUGUGUACUGAGAUAAUUCAGUAUACCAGUCCAAUAGAGACUGCUGUCUGCAAUCUGGCGUCAAUUGCCCUGCCUCGUUUUGUAAGAGAGAAGGGUGUUCCGAUGGAGUCUCAUCCAUCUAAGCUUGUUGGUAGCACAAGCUGCAGGAAUCGAUAUUUUGACUUUGAUAAACUGGCAGAGGUUACUGCAGUGGUGACAACCAAUCUUAAUAAAAUAAUUGAUGUUAAUUACUAUCCAGUUGAAACUGCAAGGAAAUCAAACUUGCGUCACAGACCUAUUGGUAUAGGAGUACAGGGUCUUGCUGAUACUUUCAUACUGCUCGGCAUGGCAUUUGAUUCACCAGAGGCUCAGCAGUUGAACAAGGAGAUUUUUGCAACAGUAUAUUAUCAUGCUUUAAAAACUUCAUCUGAAUUGGCUGCAAAGGAGGGUCCCUAUGAAACAUAUAGUGGGAGUCCUAUGAGCAAGGGGAUUCUUCAGCCAGACAUGUGGGGUGAGAUACCCUUAAAGCUUUGGGAUUGGGAUGCACUCAGGGAUAUGAUAUCAAAGAAUGGAGUGAGAAAUUCACUUCUUGUAGCCCCUAUGCCAACAGCAUCUACCAGCCAGAUUCUUGGAAACAAUGAGUGUUUUGAGCCAUAUACUUCUAAUAUCUACAGUCGAAGAGUUAUAAGUGGUGAAUUUGUUGUGGUGAACAAGCACCUUCUUCAUGACUUGACUGAGAUGGGACUGUGGUCUCCUACGAUCAAGAAUAAGAUCAUAUAUGAGAAUGGUUCAGUUCAGAAUAUCCCAGAAAUACCCAAUGAGCUGAAACUCAUAUACAAAACUGUUUGGGAGAUCAAGCAAAGGACAUUGGUUGAUAUGGCUGUUGAUCGUGGGUGCUACAUAGAUCAGAGUCAAAGUUUAAACAUUCACAUGGAUCAACCUAACUUUGGAAAGCUUACUUCCUUGCACUUCUAUGCAUGGUCCAAGGGUUUGAAGACCGGAAUGUACUACCUCCGAUCACGAGCUGCAGCAGAUGCCAUCAAGUUCACUGUGGAUACAUCUGCUCUCAAGGACAAUCCAAAGGUGGAGGAGAAAGAAGAGGAAGAUGAUGGUACCAAGAUGGCACAAAUGGUAUGUUCUUUGACAAACCGUGCAGGGUGUUUAGCUUGUGGAAGUUAAGAAUGAUCCUAUAUUGGAAUGACAUCGCCUGAACAACAUUAGGCUUUUACCUUUUGAUCAUUACAAUACAGAAGAAUGACAGUAAGCCCGAGAAUCUACGUGAUUUGAUUCACUAGUCAAAUACUACGUGCUUGUCUGAAGCUUAAGAUGAUUUCUUUAGCUUUGUAUAUAUCAGUUUCGCUUGUUACUUAUAUAUGAUAGAUGUUUAAUGUUAUUUUCUCCAUAGUUGUAUCUAAAUAGUAAAUAAAAUUCUGCGCGCUAAACAAAUGUAUCAGAACGUUAUCUGUAAAACUGGUGCUUUUGCAUGUGAUAUACGGUUGAUGCUGUUUAUAUUUUA